AUGCCGCCCUCACAGCGCCCUUCGUUUCCGGCUUCCACACACCACACUUCGGGGACCUCUACCACCCCUUCCUCAUCCACCUUUACUGCCAUCCCGGCCCCUUCCUACACUGCGACGACUGCCCCUGAUUCUCCUCUCCAACCACGCUCCAACAGCCUCGGUCCGAGCGCCAACUCACCGCCCAACCUCAACGACCGCCGCCCAGAAGCCCCCUCGACACCACACAGACAAACCAACACGAGCCACGGACCACUCCUCACCGCACCGUCCUCUCCCUCUUCCAACGUGCAGCAUCCUCCGAACACCUCGGGACCGGUCAAGACGACGCGCUUCGACCGGUCAGCACUCCAGAGCCAUUGGACCAGGUUCAAGCGAACCACCGGCUUUGGAGGCCCUCCAGGACCACCCACAGGCACCGGAACAGGCACCGGUACAGGCACUUCCAGCGUCGAGGGAAGCGGAGCAGAUGAUCUUGAGCCCAGGAUUGGGAGUGUCAAGGGGAGUGGCGGUGUUCGCUGGGGACGGGUUGUUGCCCGCACCAUAACCUCCGACGGAGACUUGAGUGGCGGGACCGGCCCAGGGUAUAGAGAGCGCCCUAGCAGACUCGGUAGUAGGCUUUGGGGACGGCGGAGGCGGGACAUGGCUGAUAUGGAGAUGGGCCGCUCAGGAUCGUUGAGAGAGAUUACUAACCGUCAUGGUACCCGCACCAACAUUGACGAGUUGGAGCAAGAAGACGACUGCGAGGACGCAGAGGUCGACGCUGUUGUUGUUGAUAACCAGUUCUUGUCUCUCGACAAGUCCACGCAGCGUUCACAGUCAACACACCCGCACCAUGUGGAUGACAUUGGUACACCACCCACAGGUCCUACUGGGAGCACUAGUAGUGGUGUCGCCGAAACGAGGGCCAUGGUUCUCUUGAGAUAUCGAAUAUGGCCCGUUAUUGAGCGAUUUUUCAGUCUACACUUUCACGAUCCUGUCUCUGAAGCACAAUACAUCAAGGAGACGUUUUAUACCCACAAAACAUUAGCGUUCUGGGCCUCAUGCUUCUUAAUUCUCAACUGGGUGCUCGCCACCUCGCUAUUAUCCCAGCAAUCUUACAUCUUGGGCGACAAAAUAUUUGUAUAUGGUGUUGCGCCCGUUCUCACAGUUCCUCUGCCCGUGUUCAUCACCUUUGACUGGCCCCGAACUCGUCCAUGGAUAUAUCAGAUCUGGCUUGCUGCUGCGCCAGCGAACUGGUUACAUCCCGUGUUUGGACCGGGAUUUUUUGGUGCUAUUCUAUUCGUUCCAUAUAGAUCCACAUGGAUCCGACACAUUUUGAACCUUAUUAUCUACCACGCGUUUGUACUUUACAUCAAUUGGAUGCGCGAAACAGCCGAUCGAAGACUUCACGUACUACGGGACCAGCUCAAAACGCAGUAUAAGCAAACCCAAAAGGCUCAGAUCAGUGAGAGGAAAAGCUCGGACUCGAAGCGAAGGCUGACAAGCUACAUUUUCCAUGAGGUUCGAGUACCACUCAAUACAGCUCUUCUGGCUGCCCAAAAUUUGGCUGGGACCAAUGCCAUUCAACGAGAACACGAGAUCGAAUUUAAUGCCCUCGAAGGGAGUUUAAACAUGAUGAGCAAGGUCCUGAAUGACGACUCGGGCCGUUUCGAAACCGUGUCUAAACCGUUCGCGUUUCAUGCAGUCAUUCGUUCAAUGCUCGUACCCCUGGGGCUUGGUGCCAGCGCCAAAGGCCUCCAGCUCAUUGUCGAGUUGGAUGAUGAAAUCGACGUUCAGGCGCGACUCGCAGCUUACCGAGCUCAAGCGCGUGAUAUCAAUUUUACACGCGGGGAGCAAUACGUCUCGGCGGAUACAUCGCGCCGGCGCGUCGAGGAAUGGGUUGCACAGCGCAUGGAAGAGGGAUCGGAGGAGGAUGGGAUUGUUAUGGGCGACGAGAUGCGGUUGAGACAGGUGGUGACCAACUUGGCGAGCAAUGCCUGCAAAUUCACCGAACCCGGCGGGCGAAUCACCCUCCGAACCAAGCUCAUCAUUCCUGGACCUGAGAAUCGGGCGAGGCUCUCGAGCGACCACCGGCCUUCGAGUGAUUCGAGUAACAAAUUCGAUGUCAACCAAGAUCAUCGCGAGGUUCACAUUUCCCCUCCCUUCGUCCGCGGUACGAGCGAUGGGUCGGAGUUGGAGCGGUUAUUGGAGCACAUUGUUGUCCGGAUCGAGGUGCAGGACACGGGCGUUGGGAUCAGGCAGCAGGACAUGGAGGAAAAACGACUGUUUUCGGCAUUCAUGCAGACGUCCAGUGGGCUUCGGCAAGGUGGGAAAGGGACCGGUCUGGGCCUCGCACUUGUUAGGCAUAUUGUUGCUCUUAGUGGAGGGCGAUUGGGCGUCAAGUCCAAACGGGCAGUUGGCAGCACGUUUUGGGUCGAGCUCCCGCUCGGCGUCGGUCGUAAAGCCGUCGCAGGUGUGCAUGCUACACGGGCCCGAGACGCCGCGGUCGAUGCUAUCAAUUUCUCGGGUGGAUGGAAUCCGGAAGAGGUCGCCAGAAACGUGGAUCAGGCAACGAGAAAUAUCGACGCGGCGGACAGGAGCCGGGAGGCGCUUUCACCCGGGGUUAGCGAUGGCAAUGUAGCUAUGUUUGGGUCUACUCCUACUCAUGGCGCAGAGGAUAUCAGUCCCCUUGCUAGCGGGAUGGUCGCGUCGGUCGAACCGCUGGUCGCGUCGAGUAGUGGUGCAUCUACGGGCUUGGGUUCUGGUGCUUUGUUGGCGGCUGGCGCACCAGCAACGCCUUUACAGAGCGGGAGUGCAUUAAAGUCCAUCAUGGAACAUGGAGGCGUCGUUGAGCUAGUUCCACAACUUCCCAUGCAAUCAUCGCACGAAGAAGGUCCUAUUGUUGCGACACGCACAUUAUCCCCUGAUACAGGUGGCCGGCCGAGCGUAGGGAAUUCGCCUGUUACCUCUCGAGUCGGAGGGUCGGACAGUGCAUCCAGACUGGCGCUCUCUGAUCCAACUGCGUCGAGGAUUGUCAUGUCUGAGCCUGCCCCUUCACGAUCUGGAACUGGCCUCAGCGACUCGAGAGUGGGGCUGAAUGACCCAACUGCGUCAAGGAUAGUCCUACCAGCUGAACUCCCCCGUGCAUCACCCAAACCAUCCGCACACCGGUCAAUGCCGUCCGAAACUUCAUUGCCUCCGCUCAAAACGACCGCACCAGCUCCGAGUAACGGUUCGCCAGUACGCCCGACGGCGGGCAGCGCGGAAAGUCUAUCACCUCUUCGAGUUCUCGUCGUGGACGAUGACUCGCUCACUCGCCGACUGAUGACACGGAUGCUCACACGUCUAGGAUGCACUGUCGAGAACGCCGAGAAUGGGCAAAUCGCGCUCGACAUGCUUUUAGCACCGCUGCCUACUCCACAGUCGCAGCGCACUCAAUCCUCGGCCGGGUUUCCUUCGCCCUUAUCGGCGUCUAUAGAACAUCCGACCCCAACUUUGGCGGCUCAAUCGGGUGGGUGGGAGUAUGGAGAAUCCAAGUACGAUAUUGUGUUCCUAGACAACCACAUGCCGAUAUGUAGUGGCGUUGAAGUGGCUCGCCGGCUACGACAACUUGAUCGAAAAGACUUUGUAGUAGGAGUGACUGGAAAUGCUUUGACAGAGGACCAACAGGAGUAUCUUCAAGCUGGAGCGAAUCAUGUAUUGACCAAGCCAGUUUUAGAAAAGAGUUUGAAGGCCAUGCUAGUGUUGGCAGACGAGCGACGAAAAACACCUGGUGCCCCGAGCACGCCGAGUGGAUCUUAG
Messenger RNA from Rhizoctonia solani, 3780 nucleotides. RefSeq names its product protein-histidine kinase. NCBI's taxonomy places the organism in Eukaryota, Fungi, Basidiomycota, Agaricomycetes, Cantharellales, Ceratobasidiaceae. The transcript has 14 exons. Gene Ontology annotation, molecular function: phosphorelay sensor kinase activity; histidine phosphotransfer kinase activity. The record is from RefSeq and is a predicted model, not a curated record. Gene Ontology annotation, biological process: phosphorelay signal transduction system; protein autophosphorylation. The coding region runs from base 1 to 3780 and encodes 1259 amino acids.